AUGGAGGCGACGAGGUUCGAUUGGGGCCUGUUCAUCGUGCCGACGGAGACCAACCCCGACGGAUUGUGGCCCGAUGAGCACCGGCACUGCGGGUUCUACGAGCUGAAGGGCCAGGUGCUGGCCGAGUUCAGGCUCAGGCCGUGGAUCCUCAAGAUCACCUGUAACGCUACGGACGUCAUCAACACUCUGACGCUCACGAAGAUGCGGUUCGACCCGCAUAGGACGUGCGCCGACGCCGUCUCGCUCGUGCGGAGUCGAUUCCCCCACGUGUCCGCCUGGGAGGAAUACGAUUGGGGUUUGUAUUGGAAUAAGGGCAAGGGUGGCGGAAGCACCAUGACACAGAAGUCGUCUAUGGCGCCGGACUCCCCCAUGUCUCCGCUGAAGAAGAGCCGGCGAAGGACCACCAUUACCAAGAAGGAAAAGAAGAAGCUGGAGGAGGAGCAGCAACAGCAGCUCAAGAUCGCCGCAGAGAAGGAGAAGCAGGAGAAGGAGAAGGAGAACCCUGUUCAGGAGGAGGGGGCGUGGCUUGUGGACACCGAGCGACUAGCCGCCUAUGCCGGACUCUACAUGUCUGACGAUCUGUUGGAGCUGAAGAUGAAGGGCAUGGGUAUCAAGGUCAAGAUUCUCUCGCAGGAGGCCGUCGACUUUAUGCAGUUCGACCCCAUGCACAAGGUGGAGGACAUCCUCCGCGACAUGGCUUCGCGCGUCCUGCCCGACAGUGAGAAGAGGAACUACAUGAACUACGGCCUGUACCUGCAGCGAGCGAAUCCCGACCAGGAGAGCUCAUGGCUGCAGGAGGACAAGAAGUUCAACGCCUACAAAUACGGACCCGAGGAUUGCCUGUGCUACCUGGUACGAAGGAAGCCGAUCAUGGUGCUCGUGUACAGCGAGAAGGUAUCGGCGCAGAUGACCAAGAACGAGAAGUACGCCACCUUUUCGCGCUCCGCCUCGCGGCUGUUCAACAAGGCCCAGAUGCCCAUCUACACACACUUCCCGGUGGACUUCAUGGUGCCCGUGUGCGAGGUCAAGACCCAGAUCGCGUCCAAGGUUAACGCCAAGGGCGAGGAGUACGAGCUCUACUACCGCAAGACCCCGGACGAAGUCGCGCUGCUGGACGAGAAGCUGUCGCUCCACGCACAGCAGGUAGAGGCCUACUCUCGUCUGCUCUUCGUUAAGAACGGCGUGUUCGCCUCGGUGGAGGAGCUGGCGGGAGCCACGGGCGACAAGGAGGAGGAGGCCAAGGCCGCCCAGGGACCCGGCGGCGGCGGCGGCGACGGCGAGGAGGGCGGCGAGGAGAUGCCCGACGAGAGCUUCAAGAAGCUCGCCUUCGAGGAAGGCUCUACGACCGAGGUCAAGGCCGGGUCCCUCUCGUCGCUCAUCGACCACCUCAUCGAAACGCCCAUCUACGAGCCCGAGUACACGAAGGCGUUCCUACUCACGCAUCACGCGUUCACCUCGUCGCGGGUGGUGCUCGACUACCUGCUCAAGCGCUACCUCACCUGCAGCGAGGAGAUCGAGAGGGCGUCCCUGCCGCCACCCGCCGAGGAGUCCAAGGGCUCCACCACCCCCGAGAAGAAGGACAAGAAGGACAAAAAGAAGAAGAAGGAGGGCGAAGGAGCCCCCACUCCUCCGCCACCGCCAGAGGAAGCCGACGGCAAGGGCAGGGCGGAGAAGACGCAGCGGCGUAUCCUGUACCUGCUCAAGGUGUGGGUGGACGAGUACUUCUACGACUUCUACGACGAGGACCAGCUGCUGGAGCGGUUGAUUGAGUUCCUCAACCAAACAAUGGUCAAGGAGGGCGGCACCUCGUCCGCGUUGGUCCUGCACCAGCGCAUCCUCCAGUCCAUCGAAUCCAACACGAUGGGCACCGGCGCCAAGGGAAAGCAGGUGUCGAUGGAGUUUGCCCCGCUGCCUCGGGUGCCUCGAUCGUUGGAUAGGCCAAAUUGGUUCAUCGUUGACGAGGUGGAACUCGCGCGUCAGCUCACCAUCCGCUCCUACGAGCUCUUCGCAGCCAUAAGGCUGUUUGAGUUCUUCGGGCAGCCGUGGUCCAAGCCCUCGACGCAGCACCUGGCACCCAACCUGAUGGCCUUCAUCGAAUACUUCAACAGCAUCUCGCGCGCUGUUUCCACCGCCCUCCUCCAACAGAGGAAAAUCAGAGAGCGAGUCAAGCUGCUCACGCGCUUCAUCCGUACGGCGGAGGAACUGCGCGACCUGGGCAACUACCACCUCCUCCAGGCGUUCAUCGCCGGCUUCAGCAACUCGGCCGUCGCCCGGUUGCAGUGGACCAAGGCCCGCCUGCCCAAGACGUCGGCCACUGCGCUCCAAGAGCUGGAGGAGCUCAUGUCGAUGAACUCGUCGUUCAAGCAAUACCGAGUCAGGCUCACCUCGAGCAACCCUCCCGCCAUCCCCUACAUUGGCGUGUGUCUGCAGGAUCUGACGUUCAUCGAGGACGGCAACCGAAACAAGGUGGAGAACCUGAUCAACUUCUCCAAACACAAGCUGGUCUACGGGGUCAUCUCCCUCCUGGAGCGGUUCCAGAAGACCGGCUACAACCUCCAGCGCGUCGAGGAGAUCCAGAACUUCCUCAAGGAGCCCGUCCAGCUCGAUGAAAAACAACUGUAUAGCCUUUCUCUCAAGGUCGAGCCUCGUAACGCUGGACGGUCAGACAUCCAGUAG
This is a messenger RNA of Acanthamoeba castellanii str. Neff, 2676 nucleotides long. Its product is annotated as RasGEF domain containing protein. Gene Ontology annotation, cellular component: plasma membrane. Bases 1 to 2676 code for a protein of 891 amino acids. The record is from RefSeq and is a predicted model, not a curated record. The transcript has 17 exons. NCBI's taxonomy places the organism in Eukaryota, Discosea, Longamoebia, Acanthamoebidae. Gene Ontology annotation, biological process: Ras protein signal transduction; positive regulation of GTPase activity. Gene Ontology annotation, molecular function: guanyl-nucleotide exchange factor activity.